UUUUAAAUUAAAACAUAUUAACCAUACAAAGUUAUACAUAUGUACUCAGAAGUUGGUCCUAUUAAGUUUCGUGGAACUUAAUCUCAGGCAGUUGUGUACAACAUUACAAUCUUCCUGUUCAGAACCAUUGCCACAGUCAAGUAAGCCUUAUUUCUGGGAAUAAAUGCUGCUUACAGUGUUGUCUUGUACUUGUUUACUUAAAGAGUCAGAAGGAAGUCCCAGUGUAUUCAAAAGCACUUGGUCCCAGGCAAGUGCGUAUACAAGAAAGCAGUUUUCAGAUGAUAGUGGAAGCUGCAAUCAUAACGACGCACACUUGUCAACAAAGACUACUGCAGUCGAGCAGAAUAGCCAGGCUGCACAAGGUUGGUGUGAAAGACAAUUUAUAAAUAUCACUUAUCUACAGUAGUACAGUAUCUGGAGAUGGGUAUGCACAGAAGCCUUUGUAUGAUUCUUGCUUGAUUAGGAAGAAUAGCAGGGAAAUGCAAUAUGCCUUUGGAAGGAGCCCUUUCCAAGAGGCAACACCCGGGAGACUAUGCUGCUAGGAGGUUAGCUAGCAUUAAGAUUGACAGUGUCAUCGGCCAAGGGAAGAAAGGAGAGAGUCGGCUGACGGCUGCUGCCUACUAGACCGCGCUGGCUCCGCCCGGCCUGCCCGACUGCACAUGGCUGGGUUUCCAGCAGCUGCUGUCAUUCAGGCGCUUCCUCCUCCCCUUGGCCGGCUGCGCGCAAACAGCCUCCGCGGGGCCUCGACCGGCUCCUGGCGGUGAUGCGAUGAGCAGGCGAGCCAGGCCCCCGCUGAGCCCCAGGCGACCCUCCCCUUGAACGUGCAACCGAGAAGGGGAGUGUCGGCGGCAGAUCCCGGGCAUGAGCCCGGCCGGCGUUUGCUCGUGGGGUGCCUUGAGCCGGCGGAGGAAGAGGCUGGCUGUGGACGGAGAAGAGAAGAGCUUGCGAAAAAGGCCCCGGGGCGGGAGAUGUGCUGGUUCCCGGAGGCUCUUGGAGCAGCAUGUUUGCCGAGACCGCUAACACCUCGUCAAGCAGCGGCGGUAGUGGGCAGCUGGAUUCUCCCGCGGCCGCCGCCCUCGGCGCCGGCUCCCCUGGAGCUCAGAGCCCCGGCCGCGGUGACUCCGGCAAACAGAGUAGCAGCGUCCCGGCCGCAGCAGCCGAGGGCGACGGCGAAGAGGACGAAGAAGAGGCGGCGGAGGCGGCGGCUGUGGCGGCGCCGGCGCCGGUGGCCUGGGCUCGCGGCUUGCCCCGCUCCAUGUUGGCGCCCGGACUGGGGCUGCUGCUGUUGCUGUUGGCCGUGUCCCUCUUCCACUUGGGCCGGCAGCAGGAAACGGAGGAGGAAAAGGCCGGCGAGGUGGGUGGGCGGCAGCAGCAGUGGUGCCUGGCCUUACUCCUGCUCCGGCUCCUUUUGUACCUGGUCUGCGCCGCCAGCGCCUUCUCCCUCGGCACCUUGCUGGCUUUGGUCCACCAGAGCCGCGGCCGCCUUCAACCCGUGCCGGAUUUCCGAGUCGCCUGGAACCGUCGCUAUCCGGGAAGAGAAGACGCCGCUCCAUUAUUGCGAGCUGCUGUGAAUCCUUUAUCUGGAAACGCACAUGAACCUGUCCAGUCGAGGAGAGUGAUGAUUUCGCAUAACAUGGAUAAAGCUCUGAAAGAGGUGUUCGACUACAGCUACAGAGAUUACAUUUUGUCUUGGUAUGGGCACCUCAGCAGAGACGAGGGACGGCUGAACCACCUGCUAUCUGAAGACUUCUGGGAAGUUGCCAAGCAGCUGCAACACCGACUCAAUCACAUUGAUGUAGUUAAAGUUGUGUGUAAUGAUGUAGUGAAAGCUUUGCUCACCCACUUCUGUGACCUUAAGGCUGCCAAUUCUAGAUCGGAGACGGGAGCCAUCUUGGCAGAUUUAGCUCUGAGUAACUCCACCCCCACCCUUCGAGGAGAGGAGAACAAGAAACACGGCCGAAAAUGUACAAUAACAAAACUGGAAGAGCAACCUCGACCAUUUUUACUGCACCCAUGUUUGAGGAAUUCUGAUGAAGAAGCAAGAUUUCUACAAGCUUGUUCUCAAAUUUUGGUGUAUUGUCUUCUGCCCUCAAAAGAUGCCCAGUCUCUCACCUUGCGUAUAGUCCUUGCAGAAAUACUUGCAUCCAAAGUGCUGAAACCAAUGGUAGAACUGCUGAGUGAUCCAAAUUAUAUCAACCAAAUGUUACUUGCCCAGAUGGAGUACAGAGAACAGGUGAAUGAGCAUCACAAGAGAGCCUACACAUAUGCUCCCUCUUAUGAAGAGUUCAUCAAGCUCAUUAACAGCAACUCUGAUGUUGAGUUCCUCAAACAACUAAGAUACCAGAUUGUAGUGGAAAUAGUUCAAGCAACCACUAUCAGCAGCUUUCCGCAGAUGAAGCGACAAAAAGAGAGUAAAGCUAAAGAAACAGCUGCAAUGAAAGCUGACCAUCUGAGGGCCCGAAACAUGAAGAGGUAUAUAAAUCAGCUAACAGUUGCCAAAAAACAGUGUGAAAAGAGAAUCCGACUUCUUGGGGGUCCUGCUUAUGACCAGUCAGAAGAAGGUAUCUUUGAGGACAGUGAUGGCCCUCAAAGUCAGAAGAUUCUUCAGUUUGAAGAUAUUUUGGCCAACCCAUCCUACAGAGAGCACUUCAGAAUGUAUAUGGAAAGAAUGGAUAAGAGGGUUCUGAUCAGCUACUGGGAAUCUGUGGAAUACUUGAAGAAUGCUAGCAAGGCUGAAAUACCUCAACUUGUGAGUCAGAUCUAUCAGGAUUUUUUUGUCGAAAGCAAAUUAAUUCCUGUAGAGAAACCACUCUAUAAAGAAAUACAGCAAAGUCUUGUGGGCAACAAAGGUAUUGAAGUGUUUUACAAAAUCCAGACUGAUGUUUAUGAAACACUGAAGGACAGGUACUACCCAUCAUUCAUUGUCAGUGAUUUAUAUGAGAGAUUGAUAAAGAAGGAAGAAGAGAGUGGUUCUGCCCAGAUGGCAUCUGAUGACAAAGAUGAAGUGAACCAAGUUUGUGAAGAAGUCAUUGAUGAAGGAAGCUCGGGUAUUAAUGAACAGGCCAGUUAUGCGGUAAAUAAGCUACGCCAAUUAAAUGACAAACUUGAAUAUAAGAAACAAACUCUGAGUUCUCUCUGCAGUUCACCAAAACCUGACAAAAAGAUUGUUUCUAAACUGAGGGAUGAAAUCACUUUGAUGGAGAGAGAACAUAGUGACCUUCAGUUACAUAUUGAAAGAACAGACUGGUGGUGUGAGAAUUUUGGCAUGUGGAAAGCCUUUAUAAAUACUAGUGAGGUCAUAGAAGAAGCUGGUGAACAAGUGCCCUGUUACUCUGUCAUGGUGAGUUUACAAGAGAUCGGUGGUGCUGGAGCUAAGGAAUGGACAGUCCUCCGAAAGCUCAGCGAGUUUCAAAGCCUACAUCGGAAACUCUGCGAGUGCUUUCCAUCAUUAAAGAAAGCUCAGUUGCCUUCACUCAGCAAACUGCCCUUUAAAUCUAUAGACCAGAAAUUCAUGGAGAAGUCCAGGAACCAGUUAAAUAGCUUCUUACAGAAAUUGCUUUCUGAUGAAAGGCUCUGUCAGAGUGAAGCACUUUAUGCCUUUUUAAGCCCUUCCCCUGAACACUUGAAGGCUAUUGAUGUACAGGGAAAGAAAUCUUCUUUUUCCCUCUCUUCUUUUUUGGAGAGACUUCCUGGUGAUUUCUUCUCUCAUCAAGAGGAGGAUGCUGAAGACGAGGAUGAUCUGUCUGACUAUGGGGAUGAUGUGGAUGGGAAACGGGAUGCCCUAGCUGAGCCUUGCUUCAUGCUGAUAGGAGAGAUUUUUGAGCUGCGAGGAAUGUUUAAAUGGGUGAGGAAGACACUAAUUGCACUAGUUCAAAUCACUUUUGGAAGAACCAUCAACAAACAAAUUCGUGACACUGUAAAUUGGAUCUUCAGUGAAGCAAUGCUAGUUUACUAUAUUAAUGUAUUCCGGGAUGCUUUUUGGCCAAAUGGAAAAUUGGCAUCUAGCACAAAGGUCAGAAGUGAAGAACAAAGCCGAGAGACAAAACAGAAAGCACAGCAAAAAUUACUUGAAAACAUUCCAGAUACUCUCCAGAACCUUGUUGGGCAGCAAAAUGCUCGUCAUGGUGUAAUCAAAGUAUUCAAUGCACUUCAAGAAACCAAGGCCAAUAAGCAUCUUCUUUAUGUGUUAUUGGAAUUGCUGCUAAUUGAAAUGUGCCCUGAGUUGCGCACUGAUUUAGAACAGUUUAGAGCAGCUCAGGUCUGAAUCUGCACAAGUGACUUUCUACAGAAAUGUCUAUUCUCAAUAGUAGACAUGAAACUUAUUUCCCUCUUUUCCACAGAGGGCUGACUGAAGAUUCCUGACAAUUUUUUGAGUUGUUUUCCUUUGACUUUUACGGGACACAAACAAGACUUGAAAAAAAUGGAUGAUGAUAGGGUAGAAUGCCAGCACUGUAAUUUCUGGCUUUUAUUUAACUUGUUAUAUGAAUAACUGUUUGAAAUGCAGAUUGAAAUGUAAAUGUUAAUAUAACAUGUAGGAACUAUAUAAUAUUUUAAACAUUUAUGAAAGGCAUUUUGCUUUAGUAGUAUAUCAAUAAGCAUUGUACAGUUAAUUUACUUGCGGAGGAUAAUGAAUAUUCCUCUACUUUCUUGUGUAUUGAAAAGCCCUGUUGUGCAAUAUGUGUAAAGAUAUUGUGUAAAUUUUAUUGUUUUUAUUUUUACCAAAGAUUUACCAUAGUUUGGAGCCUUUGUAAGCAAUAAAUAAUAAAACUGAA
This is a messenger RNA of Pogona vitticeps (central bearded dragon), 4772 nucleotides long. Lineage: Eukaryota; Metazoa; Chordata; Lepidosauria; Squamata; Agamidae. The record is from RefSeq and is a predicted model, not a curated record.